Messenger RNA from Mya arenaria, 1437 nucleotides. Its product is annotated as glutamate-rich WD repeat-containing protein 1-like. The transcript has 7 exons. The record is from RefSeq and is a predicted model, not a curated record. The coding region runs from base 16 to 1353 and encodes 445 amino acids. Gene Ontology annotation, molecular function: protein binding. NCBI's taxonomy places the organism in Eukaryota, Metazoa, Mollusca, Bivalvia, Myida, Myidae.
AAAACCGGAAACAGCAUGGCUGACACUGAAAACAUGGAAAAUGAAAGUGAUGAGGAAAUGGAAGAAGAGGUCCAAUGUGGAUCGGAUAUGGAAGAUGAGGGUGAAGAUGAAGGUCCAGCGAAAACGUAUCUACCUGGGGAACCCUUACAGGAAGGAGAAGAACUUGUCUGUGACGAGUCAGCCUAUGUUAUGUACCACCAGGCACAGACAGGAUCACCAUGUCUUAGUUUUGAUGUGGUCCCGGACAACUUGGGGGAAUCACGGCAGACUUACCCUAUGACUUGUUACAUGGCGGCAGGCACGCAGGCACAGAGAGGCAAGACAAACCAUGUCAUCAUCAUGAAGAUGUCCAACCUGAACAGAACCUUAAAGGCGUCAAAAGAGGGUGACUCGGACUCUGAGAGCAGUGAGAGUGAGGACGAGGAGGAGAAGCCCGAGUUAGAAACGGCCAUAAUCAACCACAGUCUUGGAGCUGUCAACCGGAUCAGGGUUACAAGACAUAAAGAAAACACUUUAGCAGCCACCUGGUCAGACAAAGGAAAGGUACAGAUCUGGGACCUGAUGUCACCUCUGAUGGCACUGAAUGACCCGAUGAUGAUGAGUAGCUACGUAAAGAAUGAUGAAUCAAAGCCAGCACUGUUCACAUUCUCUGGUCACCAGGUGGAGGGCUUCGCGCUUGACUGGUCAACUACAUCACCUGGCAAGCUGCUGUCUGGUGACUGCAACAAGAACAUCCAUCUGUGGACGCCAGGGGAGGGGGGCACCUGGAAGGUGGAUCAGCGACCGUUCUCAGCUCACACAUCAUCCGUGGAGGACCUCCAGUGGUCACCAACUGAGGACAAUGUGUUUGCUUCCUGUUCUGUGGACCGCAGUAUUCGUAUCUGGGACAGUAGGGCGGCGCCACACAAGGCGUGCAUGUUGACAGCGGCUGACGCACAUGAGAGAGAUGUGAAUGUGAUACACUGGAACCGCAACGAGCCGUUUAUCCUGUCUGGAGGGGACGAUGGAGUCCUCAAAGUUUGGGACCUCAGGCAGUUCCAGCAGGGGAAGCCAGCGGCCCUGUUUAAGCACCACACAGCUCCAAUCACCUCCGUGGAGUGGCACCCAACAGACAGCUCUGUGUUUGCAGCAGCAGGCUCUGAUGACCAGGUGUCCCUCUGGGAUCUGGGUGUGGAACGAGACAUUGAUGCACAGGGCCCCUCAGAUGGGGAGCCAGAAGUGCCCGCACAGUUAUUGUUCAUUCAUCAAGGACAGACAGACAUUAAGGAGAUACAUUGGCAUAGACAGUUACCAGGGGUGAUUCUCAGUACUGCGCACAGUGGAUUUAACAUAUUCCGGACCAUCAGUGUGUGAUUGGGUAUAACCUGAAGAUAUUUUGUUGUUUAUGAUUGCAAUGGAAGUUCAACACCUGAAAAGAUUAUAAAAGGGUAAUAAGUA